GGGUGGACCAGGUGAGAGGAGACACUCCUGCUUUCAUUUGGGAUCUUUGGUUGCCGGAUAGUUAUUUGUUUCGUAAAGCGAGAUGGAGGUCCGUCUGCCGAGGUUGUCGCGGGUCGCCGUCUGCGGCGGUACCCAUGGCAACGAGCUCUCCGGGGUCUACUUGGUGAGGGAGCUGCUGAGGACGGCGCCGGGCGCCGAGGCGGGUGGGGACGCGUCCGUGCAGGCGGUGCUGUCCAACCCGCGCGCCACCCAGCUGUGCCGCCGAUACCUCGACACCGACCUCAACCGAUGCUUCACCCGCGCCGCCCUCAACGGCCCCGUGUCGGACGCGGCCCCCUACGAGAUGACCCGAGCCCGGGAACUGGACGCCCAGCUGGGACCCAAAGGGAGUGAGCGAGCCGUGGAUCUCGUCUGCGACCUCCACAACAGCACGUCCAACAUGGGCCUGUGCGUCAUCGCUUACUCCGACUGUGACUGGAUCUGCUUGCAUAUUUUCCGAUACCUGCAGAGGCAGAUGCCAAAUAUACCAGUGAGGUACAUACAUUUUGACCUCUCCGACGAGGAGUCAUUUUCUCUUGAUUCAGUGGGAAAACACGGUUUUGCUCUGGAGAUCGGCCCGCAGCCUCACGGCGUGGUGAGGUCCAACAUUUACACGGCCAUGAAAGAAGGUCUGCAGCACACGCUCGACUGGGUGCGUCUCUUCAACUCGGGCACCGUUUUCGACGGCGGGCCGGCGGACGUGUUCACCAUGGCCGGCCACGUCGACUACCCGAGAGACGGCGACACUCGCAACAUCACGGCGGCGAUUCAUCCUCAUCUUCAGGACCGAGACUUCUGCCUGCUGCUCCCCGAGGACCCCGUGUUCCAGACGUUAUCGGGCCAAACGCUGCGCUACAAGGGCGGCGAACCUCUUUAUCCCUUCUUCAUCAACGAGUGUGCCUAUUACGAGAAGGGCGUGGCGCUCUACCUCGCCAGGAAGAGGAGCGUGACCCUCCCGACGCUGCGGGUGCACAAAGAGGGGCUUCCGGCUAACUUUGUGUCGGAAAAAGAGGAGGAAUGAGAGGAGGGGAAAAAAAACAACAACACUGUGGAUGCUCAACACAAAAAUGCAAAAAAAGAGGUUUUAUUUAAUAAGAACAACACGUACGCUCAUAUUUCACACACACAAAGUACAGGUCGCAUACAUAUUGAACCAACAUUUGUCAUUAAAUAUCAUGUCAUUAAAAAAAAAAACAAAAAAAAACUAUCUACUGAUUUAGGGGCUAUUUUAAAGCAUCCAAAAAACAACUACUCCGCUACAACCCGCACCUUUUAAAAAUAAUCGAGCAGCAGCUGUAUCGCAAUAUGGCCAUGAGCGUACAUUCAUAAUGUGCUGUCCAUUCAAUAUAUUCGCUGGCAGCAAAGUAGUUGAGUUCAGCGCGUUGACACCAAUUGUGGAAGAGCAAAACGAAAAUGGGAAAUAUGGAACUGAGAAAAAAAACACAAAGGAGCACAAGUUAAACCGAGGACUAAUACUGACAAAAUUGUAAGAAAAAAAACAUUCAAAAACAAUGAAUAGAUACCAACUUGGUUCACAAAGUAAUGUACAGUUGCAAAUUGUGUAGCAAACAGCUCGGGCUGCUCUGAAAAGACAAAAAUCCAAAGAAUAAAAAGGCAGGAUUUCCCAUGUGUGCACCUAAAUUCAGCAAUACGUUUUUUUCCCCCCACUUUAUUCACAACACUGUGCUCCCCCCCCCCCCCAAAGAGUGUUUUUCUUAAAAAAUACAACUUUAUUCUGGUAACUUGAUUUCGUUGUUGCUUUUUUCGUUCAGUCGUUUCAUUCUUGUAGGAUUUUGACUUUUCGCCAAAUGAAGACACUUCCCUUUAUAACACAAUGCAUUUCCUCAAUAAUACCACUUUUUUAUUUUACAUAUUUUUUUUCUGAUUGGAUGCUGACAUUUUACAAACUAAAAAUGCGACUUCAUUCUUCAUUUUGUUGAAAUAUUACUGUUCUUAUGUUACGCCUUUUUUUGUCGAAAAAUAUCCAUCUUCUCAUCGGCUUGACUU
Messenger RNA from Phycodurus eques (leafy seadragon), 2046 nucleotides. Its product is annotated as N-acyl-aromatic-L-amino acid amidohydrolase (carboxylate-forming) B-like. Gene Ontology annotation, molecular function: aminoacylase activity; hydrolase activity, acting on ester bonds. The record is from RefSeq and is a predicted model, not a curated record. Lineage: Eukaryota; Metazoa; Chordata; Actinopteri; Syngnathiformes; Syngnathidae. The coding region runs from base 83 to 1060 and encodes 325 amino acids. The transcript is spliced from 7 exons.